CUCUCCUGUCUAUGCUCAGCGAAGACUCGCAAUGGGCUUUAGUGUGUCCAUUGCAUAAUAACUGCAGAGAAUGCCCUUGACAAAAGUCCGCACAGAGUUGCUUUCAGCAUGACGGCUGCACAGGACACUGACCGAAUAGGGGAAGACUUGCACGAGACUGAACCUUUGAGCGUUUAACCAGAGUUGAAGUGUCUGUGCAAGCACAUAACACUGGAAGACUUCUUCACAUUAUCAUGGGGAUAAGGUACCUUUUAUUGCUGCUGAUCUACCUGGACCCCCUGAGCGUCUUGAGCGCCGCAACGGGCGGUAAAAAAUCCAAGCAGGCGACCAGGAAGGCUCCGAAAGCCACCGCUAUCCCCACGGUCGUCCCGCAGAAGACUCCAAAACCGUCGCCCGUCAGGAAACACGAGUCCUGCAAGGGCUACUUCGAUGUAAGCGGGCAGUUUGACAGUGCGUUCGAGUGCAACAACACGGAUCACCGGUACUGCUGCGGGACAUGCUUCCUGCGCUUUUGCUGCGAGUAUAAGAAAGACCGACUUGAUCAGACUGCGUGCACGAACUACGUAACGCCGGGCUGGUUGGAGACGGCCACUCCGUCCCCCAGCCCGACCGGUGAUCCCUAUCCCUACAUGGAUCAGACCAACACGGCGGUCUACAUCACCUGUGGGAUCAUAGCCUUCAUCAUAGUGUUGGGAGUGUCGGCCAAAGUUGCAUAUGACAAAGCCACAGAGCCGCCUCAGGAAAUGAAUAUACACAGGGCCCUUGCAGACAUCCUGAGGCAGCAGGGGCCCAUCCCUAUAUCACAAUACGACUGUGAGAAUUUUGCAGCCAUGAAUGGCUCACCCAAAGACAACACACCAGUCAGAACCUCAUCCAAGAACCACUACACCCCUGUUCACACCUCCAAAUCCAACCAUGGUCUCCACUACGGAAAAGAGAGCGUCAGAAGCAGUGGAGGCGCUGACCUUCACAACUUUAUCUCUUCUGGUUUUGUGACACUGGGACGAGGCCAUCAGAAAGGAACGGAUUCUCUUUCACCAAACAUCAUGACUUUGUUUCCAAGUGCACAAGACUGCAGGAGCCUGCAACGCUUCUCUACCAGAGAUGAGUAA
Molecule: messenger RNA, 1112 nt
Organism: Oreochromis aureus
Lineage: Eukaryota; Metazoa; Chordata; Actinopteri; Cichliformes; Cichlidae
Gene: shisa6b
Product: protein shisa-6
Exons: 5
Coding region: 234-1112 (292 amino acids)
Biological process (GO): regulation of AMPA receptor activity; regulation of short-term neuronal synaptic plasticity
Cellular component (GO): dendritic spine membrane; postsynaptic density; AMPA glutamate receptor complex
Source: RefSeq, a predicted model, not a curated record